AAAGUUUUUAAAAAUACACUACGUCAAUCUGAUGAAAACAUAUCAUUCUUAAUACUUCAACUCACUUUCUCCAUUCCUUUAUAUUUCUCAAAUUUCUCGUACUGUUCUGAUGGCCGAUCCUCCACCAAAUCCGUCAUCGGUUCCUCCAAAUGGUAAUCUAACCGGAACACCGUCAGCUGGAAAUGCAGCUGCAGUUGCUCCAAUGGCUCAUGAAAAAGAUCGACAGUCAAAAGAAGGAGAUGAAAUUGUCACCAAAUCAGGCAAAAAGUACAAAUUAGGUCCGGUUCUUGGCGAGGGUGGCUAUGGAACCGUAUUCCUAUCUCAAGAUGAUGAUAUCAAGAUUGCUGUGAUUGCUGUAAGUUGCUUUCCAUAUAUAAUUGUUCAGAACGAAGUUUGGUUCAAAGAGCAAAAGAAGCAUCACGUAAUACAUGUCGUACACAAUUUCUCUUCGAAACUCCUAGUCAAUACGACAAAAUAUUCACGAUCGUCGACAGUUAUGCGUUUCAAUCUGCACCUGAUUACAAGAAAAUCAACAAAUUACUUGUGGAGGCUAGAGAAGAACGCCAACUUCGUGAUCGUGAAAACUGGGAUUGGGAAGAUGAAACAAUCUCGACCACUAUCGCCACAAUCACUUCAUUCUCUGAUAAAGAACUUCGCGCCAAGGCUGACCAACAGUCAAAAGAGACGAGUACUAGUUUUGAUUUUUCUCAUUUCUUGGUCUCCUAUUUCUCUUCCAUUCCUUUGCACAUCAAUCAGCCAUCAUGAGCUUAUUGGGAUAAAUGUCUUAAUAAAGAAGAUUUAUGUUUUGCAAUAUUUUUUAAAUAUAUAA
Messenger RNA from Caenorhabditis elegans, 829 nucleotides. It is a transcript of the gene F10G8.2, whose product is annotated as Protein kinase domain-containing protein. The coding region runs from base 110 to 829 and encodes 239 amino acids. The record is from RefSeq and is marked reviewed. NCBI's taxonomy places the organism in Eukaryota, Metazoa, Nematoda, Chromadorea, Rhabditida, Rhabditidae. The transcript is spliced from 4 exons.